Schistosoma rodhaini is the source of this 4852-nucleotide messenger RNA. The record is from the annotation of a GenBank genome assembly. NCBI's taxonomy places the organism in Eukaryota, Metazoa, Platyhelminthes, Trematoda, Strigeidida, Schistosomatidae.
UUUAAAUGACGUAUAAUAAAUUUACUGAUAGAAAAGAAUUUUUCAUCAUACAUUUCGUUGUUGUUGCAUUUUUUGUGUUGUUGUUGUUGUUUUUUCUUGUUUUUUUUUCAAAUAGGCGAAUUCAUGUAAAUAGAAGUAUAUAUAUAUAUAUAUAUUCAAUUGUCUAAGAUACAAAAUUAGUUACUAUAGCAUCUAUUUUUAUUCAUCUCCUUGAUUGAAAUCAAAUUCAACAAAACAUUCAUAAUUUUAAUGAUUUGUAUAACCGGUGGAAUUAUUAUUUCAAUUCUUUUUAUUUUACUUCAUUAGUUCUAUACAUUUGUCUUUUAUUUUGAGCAUUUUGAUAAGUAACAAAAGAUGAAGAAACUUGCAAUGGUCAUAGCAACUAUAUCGCUUCUACUCACCUUAACACAUGGUAUACAACAACAUCAACAGCAACAAAAAUAUCAAGAUAAAAAAAUUGAUCAUAAACUUAAAAGGAAUAAUUUAAUGAAUAAAACUUCACAAUUAUCUCAAUUCAAUCAUCAACAUCAUUCAUAUCAUGUACAACCAAAAAUGAUGAAUUUAAAUUUGAAUGAAUCAGAUGAAAUGAAAAAUGCUACUAAAGAUGUAAUCAAUUUAAUUAUAGGACUUAAAAACAAUAAUAAUAAUGAUGAUGAUGUUCGUGAUGAUGAUGAAUCUGGCUUAAUAGAUGAAGAGGAAGAUAUGGAGUUAAUUGAUGAAUUGAAAGAGUAUAUGCCAAAUGUAUGCUUCGAAACCAAUCCUAAACCGAGACAAUAUCGUCAACGUAUACAAAUCCCUUAUACAAAACUAACACGUGUUUGGGAACCAAAUUGUGAAACUGAAGGUAAUUGGUGUAUCAAAUAUAAAGAACAAACCCAUUAUGCUGUUCAUUAUAAAACAGUUUUUAAAACGGCACCGACAAAACAAUUUCGUUGCUGUCCUGGUUUCACUCGUCAACCUGGAUAUGAAGGUUGUGUUCCGGUAGCUAGUGACUGUAAUGAAUUAAAUAAUUAUUGUCAAAAUGAUUGUGGUCAAGUUCCUGGCUCGAGAAAUUGUAGAUGCCCACCAGGUUAUUUUCUUGCUCCAGACAAACGAAGAUGCCUUGAUAUAGAUGAAUGUACAUAUGAUCGAGGAGGUUGUAUGUACUUUUGUGAAAAUCUUCCUGGAGGUUAUCGAUGUGCUUGCCCUUCGGAUAUGGUCUUAGCACCUGAUAAGAUUUCUUGCAUACCAUUUUUUAAUCCAUGUGAACAUCCGCCUAAUGGUGAUUGUGAACAUAUUUGUACAAGUUUACCAGGUUACAGAUAUAUGUGUUCAUGUAAACCUGGUUAUCAUUUAGCUGAAAAUAAGAAAAGAUGUUUACCUGACAAUCCUUGUCAAAUCAAUAACGGAGGCUGUCAACAUGAGUGUCAUAAUGUAAAUGGUGUAGUUCAUUGUAGUUGUCACGAGGGUUACCAAUUAGUCCCUCAUGAUUCAAAGAAAUGCACCGAUAUUAAUGAAUGUAGCAUGAACAAUGGAGGUUGUCAACAGCUAUGUAGAAAUGUAGAUGGUUCUUACAGCUGUGAUUGUAAUCCUGGUUGGCAAAUAGGAAAUGAUGGGAAAUCCUGUUAUCGUGUUGUCUUAGAAGUAAGUGACCCAUGUCGAUUUGACAAUGGUGGAUGUACACACAUUUGUUCAAGAACAGAUUCUGGAACAGCAGAAUGUUCUUGUAGUCCAGGUUAUGAUUUACAAGCUGAUGGUCGAACUUGUUCAGAUCGUGAUGAAUGUGUAAUUGGUGAAGCUAAUUGUUACGGUCAAGCUGUAAUUUGCAUUAACGAACCAGGAACAUACCGUUGUGAAUGUCAAACAGGAUUUCGCAUCAGCCCAGAUGGACAUUCAUGUCAAGAUAUUGAUGAAUGUCUGGACGACAACGGUGGAUGCGAGUUUCAAUGUGUGAAUACAAUAGGCGGUCAUAGGUGUUUGUGUGAUUUUGGUGAUGAAUUGAACCCAGAUGGAAGAACCUGCUCACGCUCAUCCAGUUAUGUACGAGAUGAUUCUAGUACGUUAUUCACACCGACAAAACAAAAUCGCAAACAGUUGAAUAUGAAGCCAACACAACGAAUCUUAAUAGGUGAUGUUCAUCAGUUUUCAAAACCACGAACAUCAUUUGAUUCAAGGGGUAGUUUAUGUUUACCUGGACGAUUUGGACAUGAUUGUAGUUUUACAUGUUCACAUUGUGAAAAUGGUGGUCGAUGUAAUCGAGAUUUAACUGGAUGUGAAUGUUCAUCUGGUUAUAAAGGAAUUAUCUGUGAAGAAAAAUGUCCAAAGGGACUAUGGGGUGUGGACUGCAGACAGUACUGUGACUGUGCAAAUGAUGUCGACUGUGAUUCAGUAACUGGGGUUUGUCAAUGUCCUCUAGGUCGUCAUGGUACAAGAUGUGAACUGCCCGGAUGCCAAGCAGGAUUUUGGGGACCUCAAUGUGAUCGUCUAUGCCCAAAUCAUUGUGCAACAAAUCAAUGUGAUCGUGAAAAAGGCCAUUGUACAUGCUCACCAGGAACGUAUGGGUCGCAUUGUCACUUAAGUUGUCCGGAAAAUACAUGGGGUGAAUUGUGUAGUCUGAAAUGUCCAGCUGAAUGCUUAGACAGUAGACGACAUACAAAGGGCUGUGAUCCUCAGACAGGUGAAUGUAUAUGUAAACCUGGCUAUCAACCACCUAACUGUAUUCUACCAUGCCCGCCGUCAUAUUUUGGUUUCAAUUGUAAAAUGACAUGUUUUGAUUGUCAAAACGGUUGUGAUCCAGUGACUGGACGAUGUCUUGUUGAAUGUCCACCCGGUAAACAUGGGUUAACGUGUGAACAAGACUGUCCCCCAGGGUAUUGGGGUAAACAAUGCUCUCGACAUUGUCGAUGUGGUUAUGACGAAAAAGGGAAUAUCCGGACAUGUGAUCCGACGAGUGGUACAUGCUCAUGUAAAGCAGGUUAUCGAGGAAAGAACUGUGAUGAACCCUGUGAAAUUGGUACUUACGGUCCAAAUUGUCGACUGAAAUGUCAAUGUGGGAUAAGUAAUAUAGGAUGUGAUCCAGUUACUGGUUUAUGUCAGUGUCCGAAUGGAAUUGUAGGACAUAAAUGUAGUAUGCAAAAUGAUAUUUAUUCACCAGAUGACGAACCAUCUUGUCCACCGGGUAGAUGGGGUAAAUCUUGUACAGAAAUAUGUGAUUGUGAAAAUAGUGUUGAAUGUCAUAAAAAUACUGGACUAUGUAUUUGUUUCCCUGGUUUCAUUGGAAAUAAAUGUGAUCAAAAAUGCGAAAAAGGGAAAUAUGGACUUAAUUGUACGGAAACAUGUGCUUGUGUACACGGUACUUGUGAUCAUCGUUCCGGAGCAUGUGAAUGUGAACCUGGUUGGAGAAAUAUGCUGUGUAAUAAACCAUGUGCACCAGGAUUUUAUGGUGCUGACUGCCAACACAGAUGCUUGUGUACAAAUGGUGCUGAAUGUGAUCCUGUUACAGGUGACUGUGAAUGUAAUGAAGGUUGGUAUGGACCAGCAUGUGACCAACCUUGUUCUGAUGGUACAUACGGUAAAAACUGUGUUAAGAAAUGCAACUGCGCAGAUGUUCCAGGUGUAAGCUGUGAUAAAGUCACAGGAAGAUGUAUUUGUCCACCAGGACGUACCGGUAAUGAGUGUUCUGAAUUAUGUCCUAGUGGAUUUUGGGGGGAAGGAUGUUCAAGAACUUGUGCUUGUCUACGGGGAGCUACUUGUGAUCCCAUAACUGGCAAGUGCCGUUGCAGUUCAGGUUGGUACGGUGAAGCUUGUGAGUUGCCAUGCCAAAGUGGCCACUGGGGUGAAAGCUGUUCUGUUCCAUGUCAGUGUUCAGCAAAUACUCGAGACCCAGAAGGAGGUGAAUGUGACAGGUUUACUGGAGAGUGCCGAUGUCCACAAGGCUUUACUGGACCAAAGUGUCAAGAUAAGUGCCCACCUGGGCGUUAUGGAUCAGAUUGUAAACUGAGCUGUCCAUGUCAAAAACCGGGUUCUAGAUGUGAUCCUGUGACGGGAGCCUGUGAAUGUCCACCUGGUUGGUUCGGAGAAACUUGUGAAAGACCAUGUUUAUUGGGAUUCUAUGGAACAAACUGUAAGCAAAGUUGAUCGCAUUUUACAUCGUUAUACUAUCUAGACUCAUGUUUGGUUAAAACAGUUACUACUUUCACUGUCUAUAAAUGAAUAUUCAUUAUUACUAUGUAUGUUAUGCUGAAGCAUUUUAUCCAAGUGAACCCAUUUUUUAUUAUAUUUUUAAUCUUAAUACUUUCACUAUGAUGAAAUUCAUUAUCCUCGAGCGCUUUUUUUUGUAAUGAUUAAUGGUUAAAAAUCACUGUCAACUCUGUUUGAUUAAUGAAAUCGUCAUAACUACUAAAAAUUCAUGUUUAUUUGCCUUAUAAAUGACAACUAGCAAGAAUAAAUCUGAGUAUCUAAUGUUUCUUGAAAUGAAUGAAGAUUUUCUUGGUUGACUAAUUUCAUAUAUACAAUAGUGAAAUUUUCAUUUUAUAUCUUAAUAAAGUUUGUUUCCGAUUAAAUUGAUUCAAGAUUUAUGAGUAUCAAUAUGGAGAAGUGAAUUUCAGUGACUUAUCUUAUUUGUGAUCAUUUUCAAUGAAAUCUUGAUUAAAAAUAAAUAAAUAUAAACUAAAGAAUUUAAGAUUCUUAGUUAUCUGUUUGAUGGAAUUGUAAUCCUUGGCAUGAAUGUUGUUUUCUUUUAAUAAUUUUUAUGGUAAGUAUCACACUACUUUAAAAUCCAAGCAGUAGUAAUAUGAACAAGUAAUAAUAAUUAUAGUAAGAGAGUCGUUGUUGUCUAACCUGCGUCCAGUGUGUUUCACUGAUUCCAAGCACC